Molecule: messenger RNA, 3618 nt
Organism: Xenia sp. Carnegie-2017
Lineage: Eukaryota; Metazoa; Cnidaria; Anthozoa; Malacalcyonacea; Xeniidae
Exons: 5
Coding region: 1-3555 (1184 amino acids)
Source: RefSeq, a predicted model, not a curated record
AUGGAAGUUUUCAAUACUAAUGACCACAGGAAAAGUGAAGUCAAAGAUAGUGAAUUCGUACCACAAGAAAUAUUGGGCGAAUACAAAUAUGAAGAGAAUGUCAUUGUAACAAGAGAAAAUAUCGCAGAAGAAGCAUAUGUUGAAAGUGAGAAACACAAAAAUAAUAGGAAGGUAAUUGAAAAACCAGAAGAAGAGUCCUUGCAAUUGAAUUUAGAGAAAGUUCCACAUGACAAGGUAUAUGAAUAUUCUAAAAAUACGACUAUUCUAGAACAAUUAGAUGAUGGACAUAGAGAUGGUGAAGAUGCAGCAAUGACAGAACGCUACAAAAAUCACCUCUUAGACUCUAAAAAUGAUUUGUUCGGUGCAACAGAGCAAGAUUUAUCCAUCGCACGUUCAGUUGAGUAUGAGUCAAGUUUGUCAAUAAAAAAAGAUACUGGAAAUUAUCAAGAAUUAGUACAAGAGAACGAUUCAGACUGGAAACAAUCUACAAGAUAUUCUAGAAUAGGUUCUGAUGAUGCUGGCUUAGGGUUUGGAUUUGGAGACACAACAAAACUAAAGCAUCAACCUUUAGAAGAACCUAAUAAUGUAAAACAAGAACCUUGGAUUCUGACGUCUAUGCAAUGUACGCCAUUGCAAUAUGAGGAGCAAUCGAUAAUAGGAAGUACAAAUGGUAAAAAAAAGUGUAAUGAAGAUGAUAAUGAGACCGAGAUUGAAGAAAGCAAAACACGUUUGAUCAGUAAUGAAGAGACCGACAUCAUAAAUGAAAUGGCCUAUGAGCAACAAGAAAACAAAGUUGCAUUUAAAAAAUGCGACAGGACUUCUGAACAGGUCUUAAACAUGGGUGAAAUAAAACAAAUCAAUGAAGUAGAGAAAGAUAAUGUCGCCAACGUGGAAGCCUUACACUCUACAUCUGACGAUACAGACAUGAAAGAUUGUGGCAACAUAACAGAAAGUCACAAUACUCUUAUUAAUAAAGAUGCCAAAGAAAUUGUCCAAAUUGCCAUUGAAAAAGCGUUGGUACACACAAACAAGCAUUGUGAUUCUCAUAUUUCUACAGGCUUAACAGGAACUGAGAACGGAGAUAAGGUGAUUUUAGAAAAAGAUGAACCUGAUUGCUUGGAGGAAAAGUAUGAGCUUAUGGAAUUUGAGUUGUUUGAGCAAUAUAUGAAAGAAAAAGAAUUAAGCGUAGUUGCAGAUGAGUAUCAAUCUAAGCAUGAAAAAACUCAGGAUGAAGAGUCUUACAAGCCUGAAAGACCACAUCUUACUUCACAUUUAUCAAUAAUUUUAGAAGAGCCACCAUUAAAGAAUAAAUUUGUUGCUGAUUUAUGUUUACCAGAUCAAAAAAUCACACCAAACCCUGUUCAUGAUCAACGCGAUGACGAAAAUUUUAAAAAAGAUAAACCAACUAUAAUAGAUGAUAAGAAUAACUCCCAAAAUUUGACAGAAGUGCUUUCAGAAGAUGAAUCGAUGUCAAUAUGUUCAUCUCAACAAAAUUACCCAGGCGUUGAAGAGGAUUCUGUUAUGAUUGACACUGAAUAUAAUACCAAAAUGGUUUAUACUACAGCAGAAUUGUCAUAUGAGAACGAACGAGAACACAAUAAAACUGUACAAGAUAAGAAAGAGUAUAUGAGGUUUGAGUUGAAUGAAAGCAAUAUAAAGGAGGAAAUAGGGGAAAUAUCAAUCACAAAAAACAAAACAGAAGAAAUCAAUGAAAGUUUAUUAUUUAAAGAUGUUCAAAACUGUACUAAAAUUGACUCAAUAGAUUCUGAAGAUUUGCAAGUUCUGUUGGAUACACCUUUUGAAGAAGAUGUAAAAAAGCAAACAUCACCAAGGACAACAAGCAAAAUAAAUGAAAUUCAGCAUACCAUUGUUCUGUCCACUGUAACAUGCUAUGAUGCUGAACCACAUUGUAACAAUGAAGGUAUGAUGUUUGAAAAUUUUUUUAAUGAAAAUAGAGAAGAUCAUGCAAUCUUAAUGCAAAAUUUAGAUGAAGAAUUUAAAACUGAUAUGAAACAUGAUAGUCAUGAUGUUAUGAAAACUACAAAAGGCACUUCUCAUGCAAUCGGUGAAAUCGAAGAAUGUAUCAAGAAAGAUAACAAUAUUCCUUCAUUUAUCAAAGCUCAAGAACAAAAAAGUACAUUAUCAAAUGAAGAAUAUAAAGAAUCAUGUGUGCAUAACAAUGCAGCACAAUUAGUUUUUAAUAUAUUGGAAAAUGUAACUAGAAAGGAGAAGGAGAAUCUUAAAAGAAGUGAGAACAACAAAGAUUAUAUUGAAAAUCAUGAUGAUCAAAUUUUUGUUUCAUUCAAGAAACAAGCAAGGCAAGAAGAAUUUCCACAAGUAAAUAACAAUGAAACAAGUCAGGAAGAAAUGUUUGUGGAAGAUGUUUCUGAUGUGCUUAAUUUAACAAAUAUCGAACUACCUGCAGAAGAGUUUUCUGAAAAAAUUUCACAAUCAUCAGAAGAAUCUCUUAAAAUCGAAGGAAACACGUUCCUUAAUAUUGAUGAAAACUCAGCACAGACUGAGUCAACGGAGUAUAGAGAAACGAUGAAUUUAUCAAUGCAAGAUGAAAUGGGAGAACAAACACCUACAGUUGAAAAAACUAACAAAAAUAGUGAUGAAAAAUAUAUAAAAGUACAAUCCGUUGAAGAGAAGUCUGAUUCUAAAAAAAUCACAACUACAAAUAUUACUGGCAAUGGAGUACGUGAAGCGGUUUUAAGAAAAAAAAUUUAUACAACAGACUUAAACAGCAAUGUUUGUUUUCACCCAAAGGAUAUUGAAGCUGAGAAUGAUAAAUAUGUAAAAGAAGAUUUUGAUUCACGUAAAAAAAGUAUAGUUGAGGAGCAAGCGUAUGCUUUAGCAAGUGAGCAGACUCAAGAUACUAUUCUGUAUGUUCAAGCUGCAGAGUUGGUUAACUUCGUCCUGGAAGAAGUAAUCCUAGAUGCUGAAAGAUCAUCCCACGCAAAAGAUGACCAUAAAGAGCAUGCAGAUUUUGAUGAUAAAAUUUUCACUUCAGGAACAAGGCAUGAAGAUUCAAUCCAAGUACUCACAAUGACCAAAGAGUUUCAAACAAACGUCAUGAUGGAACACAACAAAUGUCGUUAUAUUCAUUACUCUGAGGCAUUGAUAUGGUCUGAUAAACUUGCCGAAGAUGCUAAGGUAUGGGCUCUCCACUUGGCUAAUAAAGGAUGCCUUAAACAUUCAACUUCUAUUAACCAUGGAGAAAAUUUAGCUUAUUCGUCUGGGUUACUAAGCGGCUAUGAUUUAUCUCAUCUCUGGUAUGACGAAAUAAAACACUACAGCUAUAUCAAACCUGGUUACACAACAUCAACAGAGAACUUUACUCAAAUGGUGUGGGCAGAAACACGUAAGAUGGGUGUUGGAGCAGCAGUUAGCAAGGAUGGAACUACUUAUUAUGUUGCAAGAUACCAGCCUCCUGGAAAUAAGCUUGGUUGCUUUGAUAUAAAUGUCUCCUCUCCACGUAAGAACAUGCUGGAUGGCAGACAUCGAAAGAAGAAAUCGAUCUCUUCACCAGAAAUCCCUCAAAGCAAAAAAUGACAACAUCAAGCAUGAAUGUCUUGUAACGCACAAUUUUCUCCGCUAUCAACACGGAGCUGCUGA